UGGAAUGUACAGUUAGGUUACUUUAUGUAGGAUAAAUGUAAUCAGCCUUUUCUCAGUAAUGUUACAUUAUCUGAUGUCCAUCUGAGAAUCACCCCAUUGGCUGCUGUAGUUAGCCAGGAGGUUCGAAGCAUAAUUCAAUCUAAUUGGCUUAUUCAAAGCCCAGACCGCCAACCUUUUUCUGUAGUAACCUAUUUAGUCCUCAUAUCCACAAUGACAUUCUAUUUUAUCAUUUUAGACUGAAAGGCUUCAAGAAAUGGCUGAAACUUUAGAUUAUACAUUCAGUGGGUAAGUAGGCUAUAACGGACAUUUGUUAAGCUCAGGAUUAGAUGUUUUAAGCUGGGACAAAUGGGCCUGUUAGAUAAACUAACGGUAUGGCUGGGGCUGAAGAAGAAAGAAGUGAACGUUUUGUGUUUGGGACUAGACAAUAGCGGGAAAACCACCAUCAUCAACCAACUCAAACCCAGUAAUCAAAGCUUAUUUGGCCCACUCUCAGACGACUGGAAACAUAUUAGUCAGGUUAAGACCCAGACACAAGACAUUGUCCCAACUAUUGGCUUCAACAUAGAAAAGUUCAAGAGUUCAAGUUUGUCCUUCACAGUCUUUGACAUGUCUGGCCAGAGCAGGUACAGGAACCUAUGGGAACAUUACUACAAAGAGAGUCACGCCAUUAUAUUUGUCAUUGAUAGCGGAGACAAGUUACGAAUGGUUGUUGCCAAGGAGGAGUUGGAUACUCUUCUCAAUCACCAAGACAUCCGCAGUAGGAGGAUGCCGGUGCUGUUCUUUGCUAAUAAGAGUGACCUGAGAGAGUCCAUGUCUUCGGUCAAAGUCUCUCAGCUGCUCUGUCUUGAGAACAUCAAGGACAAACCUUGGCACAUCUGUUCCAGUGAUGCUGUAAAGGGAGAUGGUCUACAGGAGGGAGUGGACUGGCUACAAGAGCAAAUUGCACAGUGUUUUGAGGAACUUCAUACCUAGGUGUGUCGCGGAACGUCAGACGUUCUGUUGUCGUAACUGAAAUGAAACGUGUGUAUGUCAAUACACAGAUCGUAUCAAAGCGACGAAGACUUGAUGAAAUGAGUAGGGUGAACGGCUUACGGUGAAGGAUUGGGACGGACAGAGGAACCUCAGCAGCUACAGCCCCCCACCCCGGGUGUCAUUGGUCAUGUGAUGUCACUUCCACAGGAUGUGACACAAGGGACUCACCUGUAGUUUUCCCAUCUGUCACUCUGUCACGAUGCGUCCUGAACAUGGUUGUAAUGUGCCGAUGAACAGCGUGAUGUAACGUAGAAACCACUCUUCAAGACGGAGGUUAUUUACUGGUACAGCUUGCUGAGACCGCCACCCUCUAAAAUGGUUUUGAACUGUUAUUCCCUGUUACACCACCUGCUGUGUAACUAUAAAACAAAAAUUGGAAAGGUA
Messenger RNA from Esox lucius (northern pike), 1416 nucleotides. Its product is annotated as ADP-ribosylation factor-like protein 6. Lineage: Eukaryota; Metazoa; Chordata; Actinopteri; Esociformes; Esocidae. The coding region runs from base 346 to 972 and encodes 208 amino acids. Gene Ontology annotation, cellular component: cytoplasm; axoneme. Gene Ontology annotation, molecular function: GTP binding; GTPase activity. The record is from RefSeq and is a predicted model, not a curated record. Gene Ontology annotation, biological process: vesicle-mediated transport; cilium assembly; intracellular protein transport. The transcript is spliced from 9 exons.